UGGAGGGUAGAGAGCUCAGAGCGGCUCCGGUGCAGAGACAGGGAGGAAUCACUGGGGAUACUCGUCUGGGUUGUGUUAUAUCAUUCGGCUUUCGGGAAUACUUUAAUUCUCCUCUCAGAAGAUAUGAGACGAGUUGUACGGCAGAGCAAAUUCCGUCACGUCUUCGGCCAGGCGGUGAGGAAUGACCAAUGCUACGAUGAUAUCCGGGUUUCCAGGGUCACAUGGGACAGCUCCUUCUGUGCGGUCAACCCCAAGUUUGUUGCCAUAAUUAUUGAGGCCAGCGGUGGCGGAGCUUUCCUCGUUCUCCCUCUUCACAAGACGGGACGCAUCGACAAAUCUUACCCCACAGUGUGUGGCCACACGGGCCCGGUGCUGGAUAUUGACUGGUGCCCUCACAAUGACCAGGUCAUUGCCAGUGGCUCCGAGGACUGCACAGUGAUGGUGUGGCAGAUUCCUGAGAAUGGCCUCAUCACUUCCAUGUCUGAGCCAGUGGUCGUACUGGAGGGCCACUCCAAGCGUGUUGGCAUCAUCACGUGGCAUCCGACGGCACGUAACGUCCUCCUUAGUGCAGGUUGCGACAACCAGAUCAUCAUCUGGAACGUGGGCACCGGUGAAGCCAUGAUCAACCUGGAGGACAUGCAUCCUGAUGUCAUUUACAACGUGAGCUGGAACCGCAGCGGCAGCCUCAUCUGCACCUCCUGCAAGGACAAGGGCAUCCGUGUCAUCGACCCGCGCAAGGAGACCAUUAUUGCUGAGAAAGAGAAGGCGCAUGAAGGCGCCCGACCCAUGAGGGCCAUUUUCCUCUCCGACGGAAACGUCCUCUCCACUGGUUUCAGCCGCAUGAGUGAGAGACAGCUGGCUCUCUGGAACGUGCAAAACAUGGAGGAGCCCAUGACUGUCAAUGAGAUGGACACCAGCAACGGAGUACUGUUGCCCUUCUAUGAUCCAGACACAAAUGUUGUUUACCUCUGUGGAAAGGGUGACAGCAGCAUCCGUUACUUUGAAAUCACAGACGAGGCUCCCUACGUUCACUUCCUCAGCACCUUUGCCACCAAGGAGCCUCAGAGGGGCAUGGGCUACAUGCCCAAGAGAGGCCUGGAUGUCAAUAAGUGUGAAAUUGCUCGGUUCUACAAACUGCAUGAAAGGAAGUGCGAGCCUAUUGUGAUGACUGUACCUAGAAAGUCCGACCUGUUCCAGGACGACUUGUACCCUGACACAGCCGGACCAGACCCCGCCCUGGAGGCUGAGGAGUGGUUUGAUGGCAAGAACGGAGACCCCAUCCUCAUCUCCCUCAAGAACGGCUACGUCCCGGGCAAGAACCGCGAAUUCAAGGUGGUCAAAAAGAACAUUCUGGACAGCAAGGUCACCAAGAACGCCGAGAACUCCAGCCCCGCCAACAAGCCUGCCUCUCCAACUCCUUCGAUUAAAUCUGAAGCCAAGCUGGAGGAGAUCUUGAAAGAAAUCAAAUCCCUCAAGGACCUCAUCAGCAGUCAGGAGAAGCGAAUCAUCAAACUUGAAGAGCAAAUGUCCAAAAUUGCCAUUUAAGGACCCUGUGCCCGACCCGCUACAAUUCAGGACGUUCCAUUGGCUAGUGGAUGGGCGGAAACGGUCACUGCCUAUCGCUCAAUGACAGUCUUUCGUCUGAGUCCUGCCUAGCAACAAUCCCUAGCAACAUUCCAGAUGAACUUUUUUUCUUAGCCAGCCCCCCCGACCCUCAGUUUAACACAGGUGGAAUAAGAAGGACAUUUGGCAAAUUUAACAGAAAGUACUCUCUCCCUUUUUGGUGACAAAGAACUGUGUUCCUUUUAUUCUGUGGCAGUCAUUCCUUUUUCUUUUUUUUUUAUUUUGUCUACUUGUAAAAUAAGGUCUUACAUAAUUCUUUCAAUUUUAGAACAAUGACCAAGAAGAUUCCAGUGUCCCCAUUUACUACUACUACGUGUAUAUCAUGUGUUUUUUUUUUUGUUUUUUUUUUUAGGUAGGAAUCAGUGUUUCAUUAUAGCAUACCCCAAAAUUAUAAUGUUGCCAAAUCUGGAAUUUUGUUUACACCUCCUUUACAGUAUUUCCUCUCUGUCUCUCUCAUCGUGGGGGUAUUCAAAAUCCAAAGGGUAGUUUCAUCAGUAGUGCUCUACGACAUUAAAACGAGUAAACUGAAUCGAGUAGAUUGACAUUUCAAGUUUAAAAAAAAAAAAAAAAGAGCAUAUUCCCAUUGCCACAGUUUACACCAGUCACAAAGACUUACCACUAAGGACAAAUUCUUGCCGUCUGUGUUGACGCUGCACAAAUCAUUGCCUGCUUUCUCUUUCUUUCCAUUUCUGUUGCUUCCUGUUAUCCCGACCGUGGACACAGUAGUCCAUCUAAACAUGCAUUCCUUCCUACCUUGCUUCAUUAACAUGCACUCUGCACUUACUGAAGAAAAUGACAAACACAUUCCACAGAUCUCACUGGCAGUUCUUGGUAGGAGGAGGGGGGGGGGGUAAACCUUUCCUCUUCCUGUAAACACUCUACUGUAGUGGCUCUGUUACGCCGGGUGGUUGGUUGUUUAGUGCAUGUGCUGCCCAUGGAAAUACCAACUUGUAGGGUUUCAUUUUUCCUGCAGAGGAACUUUGUUUAGUUUGAGAGGUUCAGUCGCCAGCCUCUGUGUUUAUCCGCAGUCUGGCUCGGCACGCAGGUGCAGUCGAGUGUCGUGGGAUUAUUUUUUUGUCGCCCUCUCGGAUCGGCAUUUUCUGCGCAAACUCGAAACGGGGGAAAUUGAUUCAAAGCGACACCAAAUAACCGCACGUUGACUGGACUGUUUUAAAACCACCUGGUGAUGGAGCUGGAGGUCGCUACAGAAACUGUUCUUGGUAGACCUUAAAGGCCUAAGAUUGUGUGUGAAUAUGUGCCUCAUGUCUUUGGCCUUUUGGGAACCUGUCACUAUGGAAGUUCCUGCUUUGUUUCUUUUUUUUUUAUUUGGGGAGGGGGGGGUGGUUAUAAAAUAUAAGGCCUGGGACUUUUGUCUAAAUUAGAAGAAUUGAAUAACUGGGUUAUCACUCCACUGUUCAUUUUUAGCCUGUUUCUUGUUCCAGCUGUGCUUAUAUCCCUCUUAGCACUUCCACGUCAUGGUUCUUUAAUGGUUAUUUUUCAGAUGCCCCACUUCAGUAGACUCAUUACAAAUACAAGGAGCCAUUAAAUUGACCAACCUGAGUUGCUCUGGUCCGAGAAAAGCUUAAAUUUCCUUUAUGUUUGAAAAUUGUAGUUUCCCAGUGGGAAGCUGAGACGGGUAAUGGUUCAUUGUGUUGUUUGCCUUCGAUUAUUGUUACCACUGUAAAGAUCUGAAAGUGCCAUAGAGGUGAGCCUGGAAGUGUUUGUAGGAGACUGUUCUGUGUGUAGUUUUUGUGUAGGAAAUGGAAAAGUUGAGAGGUGCCUGGAUUUAAAACCACUUUGAGGUGCUAUACGUGGUACAAACACGAUGUUCAGAGGACCCUGUUCCUAAUGUCCUGAAUGUCACCAGGCUGGAUUACUGGUAGGGGUUCAUUUAGAGGCAUUGUGAACCUGACAUUUUGACAUUUUGCACCUUGGUACGGGUAUAAAGAACAUUUAUUACUGUUUUUUUAAAUGACAUCAAACCAAGAAUCUCUAAGUCAUCGUGGCUUUAAGAAUUUAAGCAGUGAGUUGUAGAUUAUUAGUGACAGAGACGUCUGACACGGAUUAUACUGCCAGGUCUUAUAUCAGACUGCCACUCUGGAUUCUGUAUAGCACUGUAGGCACGAGAGCUUUUGAGGAGUAGUAGUUGAUAGCGACCCAAAGGGACACUGUAGGUUGGAGAAAUGUGCUGUGGAAAGAUAGAUGUAUGUUUGUAAUUAAGGUAUAGAAAAUGAGUGAAAGCUGUGUAAAUAACAUGACCAUUUAUCUGUUUUUUUGUUUUGUUUUUGUCUUUUUCAUUUUUGUUUCGUGGUUGUGCUGAAGAGGGUAUUUGUAAGGGAGGUGGGUUUUAAAUGUUUCCCCUUGUUUGUGUUCCUUGCACCUUUGCCAUAACGCAUCAUGAGAAAUGAAGAACAUCGGAGGUCACAUGAAAAUCAAGAAAGCGAAUCAGACGAAGACAUGCCAGGAUGAAAGCCUCGUGUGGAGGUCUGCUCAGCAUUUUUGUUCAUUAUUCUUGCUUCAAGUAUCAAACCUUGAUUAUAAAAAAAAUUAAUAAAGAAUUUUUAAAAUGGG
Molecule: messenger RNA, 4194 nt
Organism: Mugil cephalus (flathead mullet)
Lineage: Eukaryota; Metazoa; Chordata; Actinopteri; Mugiliformes; Mugilidae
Gene: coro1ca
Product: coronin, actin binding protein, 1Ca
Exons: 11
Coding region: 124-1545 (473 amino acids)
Biological process (GO): neural crest cell migration; actin filament organization
Molecular function (GO): actin filament binding
Source: RefSeq, a predicted model, not a curated record